GCAUCCAUGGAUAGAAAUAUGACCCAGGCCUCUGGAUCAAUGACUCAGAAUGGUAUCACUACGAAUACUACCAGCUCCCAGACGUCGGCGGCAAGUCAAAUGAGCAAUUACAAUAAUAUGACAACUUUCGUCCAAGGAGCCAACGGUCAGGGUUCAAGCAGCUCGAGCAGCUCUAGUUCAAGUUCAAGUAGUUCUAGCAGCAGCAGUAGCAGCAGUAGCAGUAGUAGUAGUUCCAGUUCCGGCAAUUUCGGUGGUAAUAAUCAAUGGAAUAAUCAAGGAUCAGGUGGGCAAUGGAGCAACCAGAACCAAGGAUCUAGUGGAAAUAAUCAAUGGAAUAAUCAAGGAUCAGGUAACAAUAAUCAAUGGAACAAUCAGAAUCAAGGAUCGAACAAUCACCAGUGGAAUAACAAUAAUCAAGGCCAAAGCAACAAUAAUCAAUGGAAUAACCAGAAUCAAGGACAGAAUAACCAGUGGAGUAAUCAGAACCAAGGGCAAAACAAUAACAACCAAUGGAAUAAUCAGAACCAAGGUUCCAACGGCCAAUGGCAAAAUCAAAAUCAAGGAUCUGGAGGAAGUAACCAAUGGAACAACCAGAACCAAGGUCAAAGUAGUAACAAUCAAUGGAGUAACAAUAAUCAAGGUCAGAACCAGCAAUCGAGCAACAAUAAUCAAGGUCAAAGUAGCAACAACCAAUGGAGUAACAAUAAUCAAGGUCAGAAUCAGCAAUCGAGCAACAAUAAUCAAGGUCAAAGUAGUAACAACCAAUGGAGUAACAAUAAUCAAGGUCAGAAUCAGCAAUCGAGCAACAAUAAUCAAGGUCAAAGUAGUAACAACCAAUGGAGUAACAAUAAUCAAGGUCAGAAUCAGCAAUCGAGCAACAAUAAUCAAGGUCAAAGUAGCAACAACCAAUGGAGUAACAAUAAUCAAGGUCAGAAUCAGCAAUCGAGCAACAAUAAUCAAGGUCAAAGUAGUAACAACCAAUGGAGUAGCAAUAAUCAAGGUCAGAAUCAGCAAUCGAGCAACAAUAAUCAAGGUCAAAGUAGUAACAACCAAUGGAGUAACAAUAAUCAAGGCCAAAAUAACCAAUUUAAUAAUCAAAACCAGGGUCAAAAUAAUAACAAUCAGUACAACAACCAAAAUCAAGGACAAAACAAUCAAUGGAGUAAUCAGAACCAAGGACAAGAUAAUAGCAACCAGUGGAACAAUCAAAACCAGGGUCAAAAUAACCAAUGGAACAAUCAGAACCAAGGUCAAAAUAAUAACAAUCAAUGGAAUAACAAUAAUCAAGGCCAAAAUAACCAAUGGAACAACCAAAAUCAAGGGCAAAAUAAUAACAACCAGUGGAACAACAAUAAUCAGGGUCAAAACAACCAAUGGAACAAUCAGAAUCAACAGUCAAAUAGUAAUACUCAAUGGAAUAAUCAAAGUCAAAGUGAAAGUCAUCAAACGAGUACGCAAACACAGAACUCUACCACUAGUAAUCAGUUUAAUAAUCAAAGUCAGGGACAAAACCAAGAAUCGAACAACCAGAAUCAAGGUCAGAACAGUAAUAAUCAAUGGAACAACCAGAAUCAAGGUCAAAACCAACAGUCGACCAAUCAGAACCAGGGAGCGAAUAAUAACAACCAAUCGAGCAAUGGAAACCAAGGACAAAAUCAGCAAACAAACAACCAAAAUCAGGGACAAAGUAAUAACAAUCAAUCGAACAAUAAUAGCCAGGGUCAAAAUCAAGGAUCAAAUAGUAAUAAUCAAAAUCAAAGUCAAAAUAACAAUAACAAUCAAAGCUCCAGUAGUAACUCGAAUAGCCAACAGAACAACAACAAUUCAAAUCAAAGCUCCAACAACCAAAAUAAUCAGUCGUCCUCUGGACCAAGCCAAUCCAAUGAAAAUAAUCAGCAAAACGCAAAUAAUAAUCAGCAGUCUUCGGGAAAUCAAAACACCAAUAACCAGAGCUCUACUACUCCUGCCACUGUUGUUUCACAAUCAACUUCCACCGAAGCUCCAAUAGAAUCUAGCACCACUACGACAACUUCGACCACUAUGGCACUGCCAGAAAUGCAAUCCACAACAUCCACAACUGCUCAACAGAUGACAACAACUACAUCUACUACUGUUGCUCCAACUUCUGCUCCUACUACUACUACUACUACUGCUACUACUACCACAGUCAUAGUAACAACCUCAGCAGAACCAUCAACACCUUCAUCUUCUGGCAUUCCGUCGUCUACUGAAAUGGUUUCCUCAACACAAUCCCCUAGUAGUGUGACAUCUUUCCAGAGUGUGCCAACUAGCUCUGAAACGCCUGUUACUACUCAAAGCACCACUACCACAGCUACACAAACCACAUCAACAUCUAGUAGCUCCGCCACUGAACCGUCCACAACACAAGUUACUACUCCAGAGGAAGCUGAGAAAACAACUACUCUUUCUUCCUCUACAACACAAACACCCACCACACAGGCUCAAAGCCAAACACAAUCAUCUUCCAUUAGUGAAUUUUCUACACCACCACACACCACACCAACACAUGUUCCGGAAGCAUCAACCACACAAACACCCCAGAACACAACAACAGAAUCAAGUGCGGAAACAUCGUCGAUUGGAAGUACCGAAACAACCACACCCACUCAAACAAAUACACCCGAGAAGCCAUCAACGGCUAUUGUAACUAAACCCUUAGAAACUGCUACUACACAAAUCACCGAGUCUGUCACACUCACACCUGAAACAACACAACAUAGUGAAAACAGUACACUAGAACCCACUACACAACACUCCACUACUCAAUCCACUAGCCCACAGGAACAGUCAAGCACUGAGCGAUCAACAACAGUGGCUGAGCCAAGCACUCUAGAGCCCAUCACCGAAAAAUCCACGGUGACAGAAGAACCCACCACACUCAUCGUACCUACACACGAAACAACCACCCAGGCACCUUCGACGGAGGUGCCCUCCACAACACCACCUACACCAGCUUCUACGGAGGCAAACACUACACACGAAAACACAUCCACACCAGAACCCACAGCAACACAAACAACUAGCACCGAACCUUCGGCGCCUGCUUCUAGUUCCACGGCAGAAGCCACCUCAGAGGUGCCAACUACACAACCGAUACACACUACACAGUCAUCUACGGUGGUGUCUUCCCAAGAAACAACUACACAACCUACACCACCAACCACACAAUCCACCACAAUGCUCACCACAAUCGUUAUGCAAAGUACUCAGUCCACAACCACUCUCUCUUCUUCAGCACAACCGUCAAGUACUACGCAGCGUCCGUCCUCUGUAUCAACCAGCUCCGGCUCUACCACGAGCCAACCGUCCUCGGCUGGAUCUGCCCCAGCAUGCACUGAAGACGGAUUCAUGGGAGAUCCGAACGAUUGCAAGAAGUUCUACCGUUGCGUUUCCAAUGGCAAUGGACAAUUUACGCGCUAUGAGUUCCGCUGCGGAGAUGGAACUGUAUGGGAUGACAAUGCUGGCAGUUGCAACCAUGAUUGGGCCGUGCAGGAUGGUCGAUGUGGCAAGCCGAAUGGGCAAGGAUCGGGACCUAAUGAAACUGGUACUGGACCAAAUGGAUCUGAAGGUAAUGGAAGUGGACCUAAUGGACCUAAUGGAACGAGUGAACCGACCGAGGGGCCAACCGCUUCAAAUGGAACUGAUGGACCAAACAGUGGACCAACAGGGCCUAACGAAUCUUCCAAUGGCCCUAACGGACCAGAUGGGCCUAAAGAACCUAACGGACCUGAACAACCAACUGGAUCAACCGGACCUGAUGGACCCAGUGGAACCACUGGAACUGAUGGAUCAAAUCAAACGAAUGGACCCGAAGAAUCCACACCUGCUGCGCAGCAGUCCACUACGGUUCCACCGUGCCAGCAACAAACAACCACUACCACCCAAACGCCCUCGGUACCCGCCGGAAGUAAUGGUGUAUGCGAGCAAGAAGGAUUUAUGGAACAUCCGUCGAAUUGUAAGAAGUUCUAUCGAUGUGUCGACAACGGCAACGGAGGGUACGAUCGAUACGAGUUCACUUGCGGUCCCGGUACCGUGUGGGACAAUGACAUUCUUGCCUGUAACCAUCCAACGUCUGUCCAAAACUCCAAAUGUGGAACUGGAGGUGAAACUGCAUCCUCUCAGUACCCGGGUAGUUCGUCCGGUCCCGGCAAUACUUAUCUGCCACCAGCACAAUCCUCCAGCACGGAAUCGAUGCCAAGUACUACGGAGCAAACAAUGAGUAGUCUGGAACCAGAAUCGCUUACCACCGGUGCUACCGAUGCGACUAGUCAGGAAACAACCAGCGGUGCAAGUAGUACAACGACACCAGCCGAAUCUGGACCAUCCACCACCGAAGCAGCCAAGGAAGAAAAUUCGUCCGCUGCUCAAGAACAAACGACUGAAUCGCAGAGUCAAACCACAGAAUCUUCCAAGGGAGAAACGACUGCUAAUCCACAAGAGCAGACAACCGGAUCGCAAAGCCAGCCAUCCACUACUGAAGCGGGAGAUUCAUCCACUACUCCUGAAGGGGCUACCGAAACAUCGACAAUGCCAUCAUCGGAAGGUUGCGAUUCGGAAGGAUUUAAGCCUCAUCCGACCAACUGUAAGAUGUUCUACCGCUGUGUCGACAAUGGCAAGGGUGGCUACACGAAGUACGAGUUCACUUGCUCGGAGGGCACUGGAUGGGACGAAAGCAAACAGGCGUGUAAUUAUGAGUACGAAAUUCCCAACUGUGGUGCAGACCGCCCACCAGAGCCAGAACCCGAGCCAAGCGGAACGGAUAUGACGACCGGAACUAGCGAUGGUACCACUACCGCUGCAACGGACGCAACAACUACACAAGCUCAGACCGAUGGUACUACUGCUGGGCAAGAGACUACAACUGCCAGACAAGAUAUGACGACAGCUUCAACGCAGGAAACAACCACAGCUCCGGUUGAACAACAAACAACUACAACAGAGGCCAGCCAAGAAUCGACAACAGCAACCGGCGACUCAACUACAGCUUCUUCAUCGGCGCAGGAAACGACUACCACCGCCGGCACUGGACAAGAAAUGACAACCUCCAACGAAAUGGCGUCCGAAAUGACAACCGCACAGGGUCAGGAAAUGACCACCGCUGGUAGUGAAAUGACUACUGAAAGUUCGCAGCAAACUACUACAAUGGGGGGUUCGUCUUCCUCGGGCGAGUGUACUGAGGAAGGUUUUAUGGGCAAUCCGGACGAUUGCCGGAAGUUCUACCGGUGUGUAGACAACGGCAAGGGUGGAUACAAUAAGUAUGAUUUCACUUGCGGCGAAGGUACCGCAUGGGAUCAGGCACUGCAAACAUGUAAUCAUGAGAAUGUUGUUGAAAUGUGCGGCGGACAGACAGGUAACACUAGCAAUAACACUAAUCAAACACAAUCAUCAUCCACCACCACUACUACUACUACUACUACUACCACACAAGCUCCUUCCACAACUACCACCAGACAAUCUUCUACCACAAGCACUACUUCUACCACUACUACUACUACUACUACUAGUACCACACAAGCUCCUUCCACAACCGCUUCUUCAACUACCACUAGCACCACUCAAACACCCUCUACCACCACCAAAACACAAAGCACUACCUCCGCCACCACCACUUCCUCCGCACCUUCAUCAACAACUGCAUCAUCAUCAUCCUCAUCAUCAUCAUCAUCUUCUACCACAACCACCCAAAGCAUGCAAUCCUCGUCCGAAUCCACCACCGAACGCAUGAAAGCUUCUUCAUCCUCCACAACGCCCGUAAACUGUACGGAGGCUGGAUACUUUCCGAAUCCGGACGACUGUACCAAGUUCUACCGCUGCGUUGAUUGGGACGGCAUGGGUGAAAACUUUUCCGUCUUUCACUUCGACUGCCCCGAGGGUACCAUUUGGGAUCCCGCUGUAAAUACCUGCAAUCACGAGGACAGUGUCCAGCCACCCCGCAAUUGUUCCAAAGCCGCACCGGCAGAAACGACCGAAUCGAACGCUGAAUCCACUACCUCUGUUACAGAAGAACCAGGUUCUACGACCGAAGCCGCCCCAAUGACGACGGCCCAGCAAACGGAUGCGACGGCUGCGGCCGGUACGCAGCAGGAGACGACUACCGAUUCCAUGAGUUCCGAAACGACUGCUGCCGGAAAGGAAGAAACCACAACACAGGCGCAAAUGAUGACGACCACGGAGGGAGCGGCUCAAGAAACGACGACAGCGGCCGCACAAGAAACGACCGAGGCUACCACGACGACUGAAGCAUCUCAGGAAACUACCACGGCGGCCGCUAACGAGACAACUACAAUGGCUGCUCAGGAAUCCACCACGAUGGCUGCUCAGGAGACGACGACAAUGGCCGCACAGGAGACGACUACGAUGGCCGCUCAAGAGACAACUACGAUGGCUGCGCAAGAAACGACGACUAUGGCUGCGCAAGAAACGACGACUAUGGCUGCGCAAGAAACGACGACUAUGGCUGCGCAAGAAUCUACCACUUCCGGUAGCCAACAGGAAACAACGACAGCCUCCGGUGGAGAACAAGAGAUGACAACCAUGGGUCAAUCGGAGAUGACCACCGAAGCGGCCGGACAGGAGCAAACAACCGAGGGUAUGGAGUCCUCCACGGAACCCGCAUCCCAGGAAUGUCCGGCAGGUUGCAUGAGCUCGUGCCCGCCCGUCGAUGAAGAUCAGGAACGGUUUGUGUGCCCGACCGGGUUCAAACGGCACCCGAAGAACUGCAACCUGUUCUACCAGUGUACGGAGAAACCAAACAGCUACGACUACAGCAUUGUCGUGUUUAGCUGUCCAAACGAUACCGUCUAUCAGGAGGACCGAACACAGUGCACAGAACCUGCGGAGGGUGACGACCGUUGCAAGGCGUCCAAUCUGCGAUCACAGCUUCGAAACACGCGUCAGCUGCCGGUGAUGCAGCUCGGUUCGAUGGAACCGCUCUGUCCUACAGAUGGCCAUUUCGCGAUCGAUGAUCAAAAGUGCAGCUCCACGUUCCUGCGCUGUACCCAAGGACGGUCUGGCCUUCAGCCGAACAUGUACCGCUGUCCGAAGGGUUACGUUUACUGGCGAGUAAGCCGUCGCUGUGAACGUGUCCAGAAGAUUCCCGAGUGCCAGACGACACCGAUGCAGGAACGCUCGGAGCUUCCGGUCGAAUGGAUCAACAUCGGCAAUCGGCGCCGAAGCUUGUUCUAG
This is a messenger RNA of Anopheles moucheti, 7206 nucleotides long. RefSeq names its product mucin-22-like. The transcript is spliced from 5 exons. The coding region runs from base 7 to 7206 and encodes 2399 amino acids. The record is from RefSeq and is a predicted model, not a curated record. Gene Ontology annotation, molecular function: chitin binding. Lineage: Eukaryota; Metazoa; Arthropoda; Insecta; Diptera; Culicidae. Gene Ontology annotation, cellular component: extracellular region.